CAUUCAAUAGAAUUAAACUUGUUUAUACAUCAAAACUAAUUGAUUACCCUGUAUCAUAUCAAACAAGACACACACUUGCAAUUCUACAUAAUAAUGAAGGAAUCUGUGAAAUGGUAAGUAUAGUUCGCCAAGCUUGUAUGGCACCCUUAUCUCCACAAAAUCUUUUUAAUAUAGCUAAGAUUGAAGAAGGACGUGACAAACAAUGGAUAAGGAAUUUAAAUCAAAUCACAAAACGUAAUUCUGAGAGAGCACUUGAAUUGCAAAGUUUACGUGUAGACCUUAAUUUUUUUGAUUGGGACCAAUGUUUUAUGGAAGAAAAGCUCAAUUCCAACAUCUUCCAUCCUUCAUUUGCCUCUCAUAUAACUGAUUUUGAUGAAACAACUAAAUGUCUUGCAUGUCAUUCAUUUCCAAAAUGUACUGCCAGAGGUCUUUGUAAGUUAUGCAGAUUUUAUGUUGAUAAUGGACUGAAGAGCCAAAUUGUUGAUAAAAAUUAUCAAUCAAAAAUUGAAGUCUUGGAGAAAAUUGAUUUAGAGACAAUGUGUGAAUCAGCACUUAAUGGAAUUUUUGGUUUUUCAGACUUUUGUGAUGGACAAAAAGAUGCAAUCUUAUCUUUUGCUCAAAAUCAUGAUACUCUUGUUCUGAAACAAACAGGUGGUGGCAAAAAAAUUGUGGCACGUCUUGGUAUAAACCAUCAAAAAAUAUUAGUAAUUUGUGAUAAAUAUUUUGGAAAUAAUUCAAUUAUUUUCCAAGUACAAAAAAGAAGGGACAAUAAAGAACAAUUCUUGGAAGAUAUUCUGAGGGCUAUUAAUGAAGUUGAAGUUGGAAAAUGCAUUAUUUAUUGUGCAUCUGUAAAAGGAU
This is a messenger RNA of Entrophospora sp. SA101, 858 nucleotides long. Lineage: Eukaryota; Fungi; Glomeromycota; Glomeromycetes; Entrophosporales; Entrophosporaceae. The record is from the annotation of a GenBank genome assembly.